UUCCAGCCCGGAAAUCCCACGCCCCCGAGGAACCAGCCCAUCAAUCUGAACCACUAUGCCACCAAGAAGAGCGUGGCAGAGAGCAUGCUGGACGUGGCUCUGUUCAUGUCCAACGCCACGAGGCUGAAAGCGGUGCUGGAGCAGGGCCCCUCCUCGCACUACUACACGGCCCUCGUCACCCUCAUCAGCAUCUCUCUGCUCCUGCAGGUGGUCAUUGGAAUCCUCCUGGUGGCCAUUGCUCGGCUGAACCUCAAUGAGGUUGAAAAGCAGUGGCAACUAAACCAGCUCAACAAUGCGGCCACCACCUUGGUCUUCAUCACUGUGGUCCUCAACAUCUUCAUCACGGCCUUUGGGGCACAUAAGACAGGUUUCCUGGCUGCCAGGACCUCGAGGAAUCCUCUCUGACCACAACCUGGGGCCCAGGU
Condylura cristata (star-nosed mole) is the source of this 425-nucleotide messenger RNA. RefSeq names its product ninjurin 2 (gene NINJ2). The transcript has 2 exons. Gene Ontology annotation, cellular component: membrane. The record is from RefSeq and is a predicted model, not a curated record. NCBI's taxonomy places the organism in Eukaryota, Metazoa, Chordata, Mammalia, Eulipotyphla, Talpidae. The coding region runs from base 85 to 405 and encodes 106 amino acids. Gene Ontology annotation, biological process: cell adhesion; tissue regeneration.